AGUCGGGGCAGGGGGGCGGAGGAGAGAGCACGCCGACCGGAGGGGGCUGGAGCUCCGAACCGCUUGGAGCCUGAAGGGUCCGCCGGCGCUGUGGCCGCACAAACCCCGGACUAGGGAGCCCGUCAACCGCGCGGCUAAGUGAAUGGGAUGGAGCCGGGACCGUCUGGCGCUGUGCCCAUGGGGGCCUUCCCCCCACCCCUGCAGCAGGUGUUCCAGGCCCCGCGUCGGCCGGGCAUGGGCACCGUGGGCAAGCCAAUCAAGCUGCUGGCCAACUACUUUGAGGUGGAGAUCCCCAAGAUGGACGUCUACCACUACGAGGUGGACAUCAAGCCAGACAAGUGCCCUCGGCGAGUCAACAGGGAGGUGGUGGAGUACAUGGUGCAGCACUUCAAGCCUCAGCUCUUUGGUGACAGGAAGCCAGUGUACGAUGGCAAGAAGAACAUCUAUACGGUGCUAGCACUUCCGAUUGGGAGUGAGAAGGUGGAUUUUGAGGUGACCAUCCCUGGUGAAGGUAAGGACCGAAUCUUCAAGGUGUCCAUCCGUUGGCUGGCCAAGGUGUCAUGGCGCCUGCUCCAGGAGACUCUGGUCAGUGGCCGGCUGCAGGUCCCCCUGGAUUCUGUCCAAGCCCUGGAUGUGGCGAUGCGCCACUUGGCCUCUAUGAGGUACACACCAGUGGGGCGCUCAUUUUUCUCCCCACCUGAAGGAUACUACCACCCCCUGGGUGGGGGGAGGGAAGUGUGGUUUGGUUUCCACCAGUCUGUGCGCCCCGCCAUGUGGAAGAUGAUGCUCAACAUUGACGUGUCUGCCACGGCCUUCUACAAAGCCCAGCCUGUCAUCGAGUUCAUGUGUGAGGUCCUGGAUAUUCGCAACAUUGACGAGCAGCCCAAGACCCUGACUGACUCGCAGAGGGUUCGCUUCACCAAGGAGAUCAAAGGUGGGCUUCCUGACAGAGGAGAUUUCUACAACCCAGGCCUGAAGGUGGAGGUGACACACUGCGGCCAGAUGAAGAGGAAAUACCGUGUAUGCAAUGUUACCCGACGUCCUGCCAGCCACCAGACGUUCCCCCUCCAGCUUGAGAGCGGUCAGACCGUAGAAUGUACAGUGGCCCAGUACUUCAAGCAGAAGUACAACUUGCAGCUGAAAUACCCCCACCUGCCCUGUCUACAGGUGGGCCAGGAGCAGAAGCACACCUACCUACCCCUGGAGGUGUGUAACAUUGUAGCAGGCCAGCGGUGCAUCAAGAAGCUAACGGAUAAUCAGACCUCCACCAUGAUCAAAGCCACGGCUCGCUCCGCACCCGACAGACAGGAGGAGAUCAGCAGGCUGAUGAAGAAUGCCAAUUUCAACCUGGACCCAUACAUCCAGGAGUUUGGGAUCAAGGUGAAGGACGACAUGGCAGAGGUGACGGGGAGAGUGUUGCCAGCUCCCAUCUUACAGUAUGGGGGGAGGAAUCGUGCCAUCGCCACUCCAAACCAGGGAGUCUGGGACAUGAGGGGGAAGCAGUUUUAUAAUGGCAUAGAGAUCAAGGUGUGGGCUAUUGCCUGCUUUGCCCCCCAGAAACAGUGCAGAGAGGAGGUGCUGAAGAACUUUACAGAUCAGCUGCGUAAGAUCUCUAAAGAUGCUGGGAUGCCCAUCCAGGGUCAGCCAUGUUUCUGUAAAUACGCCCAGGGUGCUGACAGCGUGGAGCCCAUGUUCAGACAUCUGAAGAACACCUACUCUGGCCUGCAGCUCAUCAUCGUCAUCUUGCCGGGCAAGACUCCUGUCUAUGCGGAGGUGAAGCGGGUGGGAGAUACCCUCCUAGGCAUGGCCACCCAGUGUGUGCAGGUGAAGAACGUGGUGAAAACGUCCCCUCAGACCCUCUCCAACCUCUGCCUCAAGAUCAACGUCAAGCUGGGAGGCAUCAACAACAUCCUGGUGCCUCACCAACGGUCGGCAGUGUUCCAGCAGCCAGUUAUCUUCCUUGGAGCAGACGUCACACAUCCACCUGCUGGGGAUGGGAAGAAACCCUCCAUUACUGCUGUGGUAGGCAGCAUGGAUGCCCACCCCAGCAGGUACUGUGCCACUGUGCGCGUCCAGAGGCCCAGGCAGGAGAUCAUUGAAGACCUGUCAUACAUGGUGCGAGAGCUGCUGAUCCAGUUCUACAAGUCGACCCGCUUUAAGCCCACCAGGAUCAUCUUCUACAGGGACGGCGUUCCUGAAGGGCAGCUGCCACAGAUCCUCCACUAUGAGCUGUUGGCCAUCAGAGAUGCGUGCAUCAAACUGGAGAAAGACUAUCAGCCAGGCAUCACCUACAUCGUUGUCCAAAAACGCCACCACACCCGCCUCUUCUGUGCUGACAAGUCUGAAAGAAUUGGGAAGAGUGGAAAUAUUCCUGCAGGGACAACGGUGGACACCAGCAUCACUCAUCCCUUUGAAUUUGACUUCUACCUGUGCAGCCACGCUGGCAUACAGGGCACCAGCCGACCGUCUCAUUACUAUGUCCUGUGGGACGACAAUCGUUUCACCGCGGACGAACUGCAGAUCCUCACCUACCAGUUGUGCCACACUUAUGUGCGCUGCACGCGCUCCGUCUCCAUCCCUGCGCCAGCCUACUACGCCCGCCUCGUAGCCUUCCGUGCUCGCUACCACCUGGUGGACAAAGAACACGACAGCGGAGAGGGCAGCCACGUGUCCGGUCAGAGUAACGGCCGGGACCCCCAGGCACUGGCCAAGGCUGUCCAGAUUCACCACGACACCCUGAGGACCAUGUACUUCGCCUGAGCCUCACCGACCAACCGUUGCCCCUGCCGUCUCAUCCUACAUGAGUGGGCAGAUGGCCCGCUGUCACCGCCACCUCACUCACAGCCCUCUCUCCCAGUGACUGCCAAAUACCACACGUACCACAGACCUGCCGUGUAUGACCAGGCCAAGUCAGCCCACCCCCACCCACACAAAAGACAAAACAAACACACGACCCCUCACCUGUAAAACACAGGCAGACUCUUCAGCCUCAUGCACUCACAACACGGUUAUGAAUUUAUUGUUAUUAUUGUCCUGUUUUGUUUUUACUCUACCUGGACUAUUGCUCUUUUUAUGUUGGAUUUUUAACAUGUGGGUAUUAUUAUUGUACUUGUGUUGUAUGCUACCUUUCAACUCCUGUGUGUGUAAGUAUGCAAUACGGAUGGGAGGAAGACAGGCGGUGAAGAAAAAUACCUGAAAAUGUUUUUUUUGUUUUUUUGUUUUGGACAGUCGCCACAAUGCUGCCUCUUCACCCAUCCGAAUGGCAGUUUCAAGCCCCCCGGGUAUGGGGGGGACCCUUUACAGGGGUUGGUAAUGGGGACACACUUAUCAUCGUAACGUUUUUCACGAAUGGCGUUUUGUUUGUUUUUUUGUUUUAUUUUGAUGGUUUUCAAUAAUGUUAUUUUAAAAACUGCAUUGAGGAGUUAGAGGUAUGGUACAUUAGCACUUAGUGAUAGCACGUAGAUGCCACGAGCCCUGCACGUCAUAUAUAUGCGAGGCUUCCUCUCUGGCCUGUACAUUAGCGGAGGCGGAGACAUGGCAGGUGUAGCAUAUCGUAGAUACAGGUUUCGUGUCCUGCCAGGGGCUCUCCGCACCGACUGGCCAGUCCCCUAGAAAAUCGGCCUCUAGAGGCAAACUUAGCAUAACCGUAGAGGGACCAUUUGCAUAGAGUGUAUCAAAUAUACUUGCACCCCAUGCACCUAAACCAGCAUUAUGAACCAGCCAAAUGUGACGCCAACCAAGGAGAAAGGGGCACUUACACCGGAAGAUAAUCUUUUGUUUCCAUACACGUUUCUCUUAUAGGAAUUGAUGAGGCACUUUUUAAUUUACUCAGUGGUUUAUUUUACUUCACACUGGGGACACGGGUCUCCUGAGGCUUUAUACGCAAAUCACCCCGAAUUUCUCACCCCCAACCCCGCUUACACCUUGCUGAACAGAGUAACAGCGGCAAUAGGCAAGGUCAGCUCUUCUUUGUAAAUUUGAAUACAGGCAAACGUAAGUCUGUGAUCACCAAGUGCUGCAAAAGCUGAACUCGCCGUUCAGCAACUGACCUUGCUCUCAUCACGCUGCACAUCCCUGCGCGUGUCGGUCGAGAUGACGGCGCCACCACACCGCGCUGUGCUGAACGUCUACCCGCACAUGGCGUCGCAUAUCCAAACAUACCCCUCCUGCUAAAUGACGCCAAGCCUCGCCCAUCUGCCCCCCUUCAGUCCCGAUUUUACCACACAGAAGCCCUAUAAUUCAAAUGCACUUGAUCCCCCCCCCCCUCCAUUUUACCCUAACCUAAAUCUUAUUGACACGUACAGUCCCACUGAUGGAUCGUACCAUACCCCUACCGCCAGUUAAAAGAAGAAAAAAAAACACCACUUCAACAAUUACCUACCUGCACCCCUCCACUCUACCCCACCCAGCCUGUGUUAGACAAUCCCCAUUGGUGCGCUGUGUGCCCGGGCAACACAGAUAGGGGCUUGCUGCACACGCUGGGGCAGGCCAUUAUUUUUACUACUUAACAUCCUGCCUUCACAUCUAGUCACUUUUUUGAGGAAAAAAUGCAUGUUACUAUUUUUUAUGACUGGACAAUGUUCUGAGCCACCUUAUUUGGGUUUCCUUAGCGAUAGGAGCCUCGCGCUCACUGCUGCCUGUCAGUCAUUUUGCCUCGAUCGUGUAAUGGUUAAAGACUGCUAUUAUUAUUUUUUUUCCUCCUGUGAUUUAUUAUUGUGACUAGUGUCAGAGUGUAUCCUCAAGAGGGCACUGCGGGGACAGGCUCAGAUUUCCGCCUCAGUUGCCCUCAAAGCGCCUCAACUCUUCUCUGAUUAUUAGAGCCCCCUUUGAGCUGAAAGGGAUCAGACGAUAGAGAUCAGAUGAGUUUGAUUUUUAAGUCAUUGUUUAUGAACUUGCGUAAUCAAAAUGCCUUUGUAAGCCGUUUUACUGAUCCUACAUUGUGUCCAAGGUGAUUUGUAUAUAUAAAUAUAUAUUAAUCUUCCAUGUACUUUGGCUCAGCAGUUACGGGGCCUUUUGCAGUUGGGGCCAGUUUUCCACUCCCCCCACCCCAUCCCACUCUGUGUUAAAGAUUUUCAGUCCUGGGGCAGCCCGCACACCACUGAAACCAGAUGCAGUUGUCUCACUGAAGCCACAAAGCACCUUGCAAAGAGGGGAGACGAGACGGGAGUCUCUCUGGAAACACAUCAUGUGGACAGCGAUGAGUCCACUCCUCUCCACCCAGCCUCACUGACAAAGCAAUAUGAAGCCACUGAUCAAAAACAGUCCUUGUCAUAAGCACUUCCCAGUAGAUUUGAAUGAAAGGACAUGGAAGCAACUUAUUUUGGCUCUGUGUAUGUAAUAGUAUGGGGACUCUGUUGGGGAGGGUUAUUUUUUAAAGAA
Molecule: messenger RNA, 5379 nt
Organism: Lampris incognitus (smalleye Pacific opah)
Lineage: Eukaryota; Metazoa; Chordata; Actinopteri; Lampriformes; Lampridae
Gene: ago1
Product: argonaute RISC component 1
Exons: 19
Coding region: 148-2760 (870 amino acids)
Molecular function (GO): RNA binding; protein binding
Source: RefSeq, a predicted model, not a curated record